AUGGCUUCAUCUGAUAUCAAACCAGUAGCCAAUUAUGUUGGUGCUUUCGAUCCAGUUACAAUGCCAUACAAUGAAAAUCUUGCAUCUAUGGGUGGUUGUAUUAUGCAACCUGUUCGACUUUACACUAUUAAAUAUCAAGUGUUACCAUGUACUUUAAUUUACAAUAGUCUAUGUGGUUACGGUUCAAACGUCGGCAAUGACGAAAGUUUUAUGAUGCAUACAACCAGUGCUAUACAAUUUCUUAGCGAUGAAUAUAAACUCGAUCCGAAUACAUUUCUCUCAAGUGCAUCAUAUGAUGCUCAACGAAAACAUUUAUUUUAUACUGACAUAUAUAUUGAUAUUGGUAAUUAUCUAUCGAUUCAUCUCAGUAACGGUCAACUCUCAUCAACUGCUAUGGACAAUCCACUUAAUCUCAAACCGGAUACGUCUUAUAAUGAAUUUAAUUGUUUUACUGUAAUGACUAUUUAUUAUAUUCCACAAAUAAUUGAUCGAGCAUGUAAAAUUCUUUCUCAAUUAAUUAAUUUUAAAUUAUUAUAUAACGUUGAAACAAGUCUUCAAAUGGUUUGUUAUACUCCACAAUCUGGUUUUUAUACAUCACCUAUUUCGAUUAAACGACCACAUAUUAAAGAUCUAUGUUUGAAUUAUGGUCAUGAAUUUGCUGAUGUACAUGAAAAAUUAUUGAAUCAAUUAUGUCAAACGUAUUCAAGUGGAAUUGCAUUUCUUCAUGGUCCACCAGGAACUGGAAAAACAUAUUAUAUCCGAUAUCUUAUUAAUGAAAUUAAGAAUAAAAGUUUGAUCUAUGUACCACCUGAUCUAGUAAAUGAAAUAACAAAACCUGGUUUUCUACCAUUUCUUAUGCAACAUCCCAAUUCCAUAUUGAUUAUUGAAGAUUCGGAAACUAUAAUACUUGAUCGAAAAGAUGCUCUUAAUCCAAAUCAAGCUGUCAGUAAUCUUUUAAAUCUUAGUGAUGGUCUUUUAGGUGAUGCUAUGCAUCAACAAAUUAUCACAACGUUCAAUUGUGAAAUGAAAGGUAUUGAUCCAGCAUUAUUACGUGAAGGUCGACUUAUUGUUGAACAUAAAUUUGAAAAAUUAUCUGUUGAUAAUGUUCGUCAAUUAUACAAAGAAUUUGGUAUUGAUGGUGCUGAAAAUAUUCAAGAACCAAUGUUACUUGCGGAGAUUUAUGCAAAGAAAUCAGUAUCAGAAUAA
Messenger RNA from Rotaria sordida, 1206 nucleotides. NCBI's taxonomy places the organism in Eukaryota, Metazoa, Rotifera, Eurotatoria, Philodinida, Philodinidae. The record is from the annotation of a GenBank genome assembly.